AUGAUCCGAAGCCUCGGCUUUGUAGCAGCCCUCAUUCUCCUGAAUUCUGCAUGGGCUUUCCCGGGUCCGAAUUUCUUGCCUCUUUCAGAAGACCAACAUGAAUUGCUCGUCACCAUCCUGAAUUGGCUCUUGGCACUCUGUCUUGUCUGUGAGGUCAACACCGAGCUUAGCCGCUGGGCAGAGGAUAAGUGGAUUUGGAAAGAUGACAAGAGCGUUUGGAAUUGGGGAAAUGAGGUGGCUGUCAUCACUGGUGGUUCUAAAGGAAUUGGCGCUAUGGUAGUAAAAACACUGGUGUCUUACGGUAUAAGAGUUGCCGUUCUGGAUGUCGAACCCCUGUCAGACGUCUUCCUAUCUGAGGAAUCCAACAGCAUCAAUUUCUACAAAUGUGACAUUACUUCUCGUGUUCAAGUCCACGAGGCCGGUGAAGCGAUACGCUCAGACUUUGGUUCCCCUUCCAUCUUGGUCAACAACGCUGGAAUAGGCAAUGCCAACACCAUUCUCGAGUCAUCGCCAGAGGGCCUCAGGACCAUCUUCGAAGUCAACCUCCUCAGCCACUGGAACACGGUUCAGGAGUUCCUGCCAGACAUGAUUGCCAAGAAGAAAGGCCACAUAAUGAGUGUUGCAAGUCUAGCUGCGUUUUUUGGCCUAGCAGGAAUGACUGACUACAGCUGCACCAAGGCCGGCCUCAUAGCAUUCCAUGAGGGGCUUACGCAGGAGUUGAAACACCGUUACAGCUGCCCCCAGAUCAAGACAACAAUUGUAUAUCCCAAUUGGACAAGAACUAGGUUGAUCAGGGCAAUUGAAAAGGGAAUCAGAGGGCCAGUUAUGGACCCAAAGGAUGUCGCCGAAGCCAUGGCCAAGCAAAUUAUCUCUGCAAAAGGUGGGCAGGUCAUACUCGGCCCUAACAUCGCUGCAUCCAUUCGCGCGCUUCCCACAUGGCUCCAAGAAUUCAUUCGUGAUAGGAUGGCACAUAUUGUCACUGUGAAGGCAACAACUGCUGUGGCGUAG
This is a messenger RNA of Lindgomyces ingoldianus, 1008 nucleotides long. Its product is annotated as NAD(P)-binding protein. The record is from RefSeq and is a predicted model, not a curated record. Gene Ontology annotation, molecular function: oxidoreductase activity, acting on the CH-OH group of donors, NAD or NADP as acceptor. NCBI's taxonomy places the organism in Eukaryota, Fungi, Ascomycota, Dothideomycetes, Pleosporales, Lindgomycetaceae. Bases 1 to 1008 code for a protein of 335 amino acids. The transcript has 2 exons.